UAGAAGAGCCAAAGCCCUCCCUUCUCGCCGCCGUUCCGUUGCCUUUCGCCCCCGGCGACGUCGCGAGAAGCUCCUACUCUACCUAGAAAUAGGACGGGCUCAGAUGGCCGAUCCGAGGACCUAUGGGGGAGAUGACGCCGAUCGCAGACAGGAUUCGAGCGGACGGCGGCUUUACAACCCCUACCACGAUCUUCAGAUCCCCCACCGCACCCUCUACGACCUCCCCACGUCCCCGGAGUUUCUCUUCCAGGAAGAAUCCAUCGCCGAGCGUCGCUCCUGGGGCGAGAACCUCACCUACUACACUGGCAUCGGAUACCUCGCCGGGUCUGCUUCCGGCGCCUCCCUCGGCAUCCGCCAUGCCCUCCGAUCUGCGGAGCCCGGGGACACCACGAAGAUCCGCAUCAACCGCAUCCUCAACUCCUGCGGCCAGGACGGCCGCCGGAUCGGCAACCGCUUCGGCGUCAUCGGCCUCUUGUACGCCGGGCUCGAGAGCGGGAUGGUCGCCGCGAGGGAUAAGGACGACUGGGUCAACAGCGUCGUCGCCGGGCUCGGUACCGGGGCCCUGUUCAAGGCCGCCAACGGGCCGCGGUCGGCGGCGGUUGCCGGCGCUAUCGGAGGAUUGAUGGUUGGAGCUGCUGUCGCGGGGAAGCAGAUUAUGAAGAGAUACGUGCCAAUCUAGGGUUUUUUUCGAGUAUUUACCGAAGGGAGAUUUGAUAAUCUUGCUAUAUGGUUGCUAAGCAAUUUAGUUGGUUUGAUCUUUAAAUCUUCUAGUCUUUUACUGAUUCUACCCUGUUGUCGACAUACAUUAUCUCCAUCAACAUAAGCAACAAUAUAGCAGUUGAUAUCUUUUCAUUAUUGGUCUGUCUGGUUGUUCUUUAGAAUAAAGAGGUUCUACAUAAGCAAUAGACUAGCUAUAUAUUAUGAUUGGUGAGCAAGCUUAGUUCAUUGUUCUUGUACAGUCCUUUUUCCUUUCCAUGUAUAUUACUGUGCCACGCGUUGU
Molecule: messenger RNA, 1000 nt
Organism: Musa acuminata AAA Group (dessert banana)
Lineage: Eukaryota; Viridiplantae; Streptophyta; Magnoliopsida; Zingiberales; Musaceae
Product: mitochondrial import inner membrane translocase subunit TIM23-1-like
Exons: 2
Coding region: 104-679 (191 amino acids)
Biological process (GO): protein import into mitochondrial matrix
Cellular component (GO): mitochondrial inner membrane; TIM23 mitochondrial import inner membrane translocase complex
Molecular function (GO): transmembrane protein transporter activity
Source: RefSeq, a predicted model, not a curated record